Molecule: messenger RNA, 1803 nt
Organism: Mixia osmundae IAM 14324
Lineage: Eukaryota; Fungi; Basidiomycota; Mixiomycetes; Mixiales; Mixiaceae
Exons: 2
Coding region: 51-1493 (480 amino acids)
Source: RefSeq, a predicted model, not a curated record
CGACCACCGACGCGCCUCGCAGCUCGCAGCCGCCUUUAGCGAUUGCUCGCAUGGGCGUCAGGCUCCUCUGGCAGGCCUGCGAUGCGAAGAAGAAAUCUCGCUCACUGCUCAAGCUGGGCGAGGAGUCCUAUCGUUGUACUCAAAGGAGCAUCAAGAUCGGAAUCGACACAUCAUGCUGGCUUAUAGAAGCAUUGCAUCAGUCUGAUGAUGCAGACGAAGCCAUGCUGAAACUCCACGCCCGUCUGUUGACGCUCCUCAAAGCGCCCUUCCAGCCACUCUUUGUCCUCGACGGUCCUCAACGUCCCAAAGUCAAGCGAGGUCAUCAAGUCGCGGGAUACAGCAUUGCCCUGCAAGAUCGCUUUCUCAAGCUGCUCGACAUCUAUGGCAUGACUGCUCUCAAGGCCAAGGGUGAAGCAGAAGUCGCCCUGAUACAGCUCGCAAUCUAUGAAGUGAUCGACAUGAUCCUCACCACAGACUCGGACGCGCUGCUGCUCGGAUUGCCACUCGACGGUGAUCCUCCUCUGAGCUCAGAUGUGGUGAUCGUGCGCGACUCCUUUGCACUUGACUUUUACCAGACAGACAAGCCAGCGUUCAGUACCUAUGUCGAGCGCGCGAAAGACUGGCUGCGGCUGCCACAAGAUAUCUACUCGGCGAAGCUCGUCGCAGAUAUCUUCAGUAAUCGUAUUGCUGCCACCAUCUUUGCUGCCAUCACCGGCGGAGACUUUGCUCGGGGAUUAGCUCACGAUCUUGGCAAGCGAGAUGUGCCGUUCUGUGUUGACCUUGCCAACUCAAUCGCGCAAAAUUACCGCUCUCAGCUGAAGGAUACGCAAGAACGAAACACUCAAAGCAUCUCGGGAGGAGAACUGCUCGCUCGAACGCGCACCCUCGACAUGAUCAGGGAGGCGAUCGUCGUAGCGCUCGAGCGUCGUCAUGGGAUAUCUGUCCGCGCAUUUUCAGAGGAGGCUACCUCACCGUUGAGGCCCGACAUACAGCAGCUCUAUCUACUGCCUGUCUUCUCGCCAGAAGCCGAUAUCGAAGCAGCCAGGAAAUCCCUGGAGUGGCCCUAUGUGCCUCUGACGAGUAGCAUCAUUAGCAAUAUUGAGGAGCUCCUAGGUGACGCUAAGCGAUAUGCUGUCGUCUUUGAGCGAUCAGUCAAAGACGUCGUCAUUGCUGCUACCGCCCACGCCAUUCUGCGUAUUCGCAUCGUGCGCGCCCAAGCUAGACAAUCGCUGCCCCAACCCCAGCGCGAGCUCAUCUUCAGAAAGAGCUUAGAUCGCGAGGAGCUAGUCUACAUCAGAGAGGAGGCCGCUACAUCUAGCAGAUCCUGCAAUAUCCUCCUGCGUCGACAGGCUGAUCUGCCCCGCGACUCAAGGUCUAUCCCGUCUCGGCGUCUCUCUGGCGCAUCGCAGAAGAACAAUCGGCAGUACAUGUCACCCUCCAUAGAUUUGCAGAAGCCUAAUCAAAUUAGCACGUGCUUGUACAACAACUGUUGAUUGUGUCACAAUUGCGCUCGUCUAUGUGUUGUCGUGGCUAAUUGUACAUCGUCGCUUACUCUCGCUUAUGCGUCUUCGUCUGUUGGCGUCCAGGACUCAUCAUGCGCAGUCUGGAGCGCGUCUAGGAAAUCUGUCUCCUCAUUCGUCAGCACGACUUGCCGCGACCACCGAGCCGCAAGGAGCGUCAUGACACUUCCGUACAGGAACACCCAGACGACGUCUUUGCUUUGCUUGGCAGGAGUCAGCCGCCUGCUCGUCUCGUUGUCUCCCUCGCCCAGCUCUACAAGCUUGAAAAUAAUGCUCGACACAA